This is a messenger RNA of Loxodonta africana (African savanna elephant), 1431 nucleotides long. It is a transcript of the gene TSLIG3C, whose product is annotated as family with sequence similarity 98 member C. The record is from RefSeq and is a predicted model, not a curated record. The transcript is spliced from 7 exons. Gene Ontology annotation, cellular component: tRNA-splicing ligase complex. The coding region runs from base 16 to 1077 and encodes 353 amino acids. NCBI's taxonomy places the organism in Eukaryota, Metazoa, Chordata, Mammalia, Proboscidea, Elephantidae.
AACGGGGAAGCUCACAUGGAGGGGGCGGAGGAGGGGGCCGCCGUGGCCCAGGACCUGCUGGCUUUAGGGUAUGGGGGUUUCCUGGGGGCGGCGUCGCGGGGCGCUUGGUGUCCAGACUUCAGAGCGCUGUGCGCGCGGCUGCUGGCGGAGCUGGCGGCUCUGGGCGCCCUGAGGCAGGGGCAGGAGGAGGGCGCCGAGGCGCUCAGUGCCGGCGACGGCCUCGGCGCGGAGGACGAAUUCCUGCGGCGGCUGGGCGGCCGGCUGCGCGAGCUGCACUGCCCGGACCGCGCGCUCUCCGGCGGAGACUGUGCGGCCGCGCUGCGGGCGCCCGGCGCGUGCCAGCGACUGCUGUGCUUUCUCUGCUCUGAGCUCCAGGCUGCCCGCCUCCUGCACCUGCGCCACCCACUGGACUCCAGCCCUGCACAGCUCUUUGGGGAAGGGUCAGAGGAGGGAGCUGUCAUGGUCCAGGAACUGAUCCUUACCCUUCAAGCUCUGGGGCUGCCCAGACCGACGCCAGGAACCCCCGCCAGCAGGCUGCUGCAGGAGUUGCAUGCCAAGAUCUCCGAGCUGCUGCCUUCCUUGCCUCCGGGGUCCAUGCAGCCCCUCCUCAGCUACUCGCUGGAUGCACCCAGAUGGGAAGCGUUGGAGUCGCUGUCCCAAAGCCUCCGAGAUCAGUACGGCUGCCGCCGCCGCCUCCUGCUCACGCGGCUGGACCUUACAACGUCCUCUUUCCACUGGAGUGACCGGGCAAAGGCCCAGGGAAAGGCCAUGAAGGCCACGCUGAUCCCAGUUCGAGAGCCGCUGUCCCCAGAAUCAGAUGUUUCCGUCGCCCACGUCCUAGCUGCCAGAGCUGACCUGUCUCGCCUUGUCCCAGCCACCAGUAAGGCUGCCCGCCAGGGGACCUGCUGUGCUGUCAACAAGGUAGGCCCCUGGGCACAGGGAAGAAACCUGGCAACCUUGGCCUUCAAUUCUUUCAGCCUGUGUCCUGGUCCAGCCUUGUCCUCUCCUGCCUGGGUUCCUGGUCUCUGGACUCACCCGUUCCAAUUACCAAUGGAACCAUUUUUAAAGCAGAAAUAACCUUUGCUUCUGUGAUUAUGCAUUUAUUCACACAGCCCUGUGUCUAAAUAGUUUCAUAUUUAUGUGAAUGACUACGAGAGACUGAAGUCCAGCACAGCAAAGAGUGAGGCAACAUCUAACUUAAGGAAAAAAAAAAAAGUGAUUUUUUUUUAAAAGGAAAAACUAUUAAUAUUACAGGUGGUGUAUAAAAUGAUAAUUAGAAAAAACAAACAAAAAAAUGCUAGUUUGCUGAAAAUAUUAUACCAAGCCCCAAAUAUGAAACAGGUAAAGUUGUAGUGCUCUCGUUAACACUGGGUGAGGACUGGGGCCCUUGUUGCCACCCUCCCCUUAUUUUACUCUUGCUGAGGUCCCUGG